GGGGAUCAAGACUUUAAUCGUGUUCUCUCUAGUCCUUAGUAUAAAAGCAUCUGCAGCGAGGAUAGCUUUCGAAAAGUUGACGGACUUCGACUACCGAGGUAAUACCUACUACAGCGUGAAGAAUCUGUCGUUAUACGAGUGUCAAGGAUGGUGUCGUGAGGAGGUCGACUGCCAGGCUGCAGCUUUCAGUUUCGUCUUAAAUCCUCUGAUACCGAAGCAGGAGACUCUGUGCCAACUGCAGAAUGAAACAUCUGCAAACAAUCCGAGCGCGACGCCGCAACGCUCCGUGAACAUGUAUUACAUGACCAAAAUGCAAUUGCGCUCGGACAAUGUCUGCUUGCGCCCUUGGUCCUUCGAAAGGGUUCCCAAUAAAAUGAUCAGAGGAUUAGACAACGCCUUGAUUUAUACUUCUACUAAGGAAGCCUGUCUCGCGGCAUGCUUGAAUGAGCACCGCUUCACUUGCCGCUCCGUCGAGUACAACUACGUUACUCUGCAAUGCCAACUCAGUGAUUCGGAUCGUCGCACUACAAGCCAGUACGUGCAAUUCGUCGAUGCCCAAGGUGUGGACUACUUCGAGAAUCUCUGUUUGAAAGGAAACCAGGCUUGUAAGGGUAACAGGGUGUUCCAGAAUCCUAGGAUUGGAGUUGCUGAUGAUAAGGUUGCGCAAUAUGCGGGUCUUCAGUACUACACCGACAAGGAGCUGCAAGUUACUACCGAAUCCGCUUGUCGUUUGGCUUGCGAAAUAGAGAACGAAUUCUUGUGUCGCUCUUACUUGUAUAAGGGUACCCCACAGGGAGCUCAAUACAACUGUCAAUUGUUCCACUUGGAUCAUAAAACAUUGCCAGAUGGUCCGAGCACUUACUUGAACGCUGAGAGGCCACUAAUUGAUAACGGCGAACGCAUCGGAUCGUACUUCGAGAACAUUUGCGAGAAAUCGGUGGGUGGCGGUCCAUCGGGCGCACCCUCGGAUAAUUCACUCCCAGUCGUGUUCGAAGCUACCGAGGAUCCAACUUUGAACAACUUAACGAGGAGCGAUGCGAACUGCGAUAAGACCGGCACUUGUUACGAUGUAUCCGUGAACUGCAAGGACACCAAGAUCGCUGUACAAGUUAAAACGAACAAGCCCUUCAACGGUAGGAUUUACGCGCUCGGCCGCUCUGAGACCUGUAACAUUAACGUGGAGAACAGCGAUCUCUUCAGACUCGAUUUAACUAUGACCGGACAAGACUGCAACACGCAAUCCGUGGUCGGAGUUUAUAGUAACACCGUCGUGCUCCAACACCAUAACGUCGUCAUGACCAAAGCGGAUAAGAUUUACAAAGUCAAGUGCACCUACGACAUGUCCUCGAAGAACAUUACGUUCGGUAUGAUGCCUAUCCGCGACCACGAGAUGAUCAGCAUCACCUCCGCUCCUGAAGCUCCACCACCAAGGAUCCGCAUCUUGGACAGCAGAGCUCGCGAAGUCGAAACCGUUCGCAUUGGAGACAAACUCACAUUCAGAAUUGAAAUUCCAGAAGAUACUCCUUACGGAAUUUUCGCCCGCAGCUGCGUUGCCAUGGCUAAAGACUCGAAGUCAACAUUCCAGAUCAUCAACGACGAUGGAUGUCCAGUUGAUCCCAACAUCUUCCCAGCCUUCACCGCCGAUGGAAAUGCCCUGCAAUCAGUUUACGAAGCUUUCAGAUUCACAGAAUCCUACGGUGUUAUUUUCCAGUGUAACGUUAAAUAUUGCUUGGGACCAUGCGAACCGGCCAUUUGCGAAUGGGGACACGAAUCUUUGGAAUCCCUUGGCAGAAGGAAGAGGUCCGUGAACAACGCAACUGACGAAGAAAAGGAAGAGGAUAUGACUCUCAGCCAAGAAAUUUUGGUCCUCGAUUUUGGAGAUGAUAAACAACCCGAUGACUUGAAGAGCAGUUCCCCAAGCGCGUAUUACGACAAGAGUGUCACCAUCAUAGAACCAUGCCCAACGAAAACUUCAGUGUUAGCCUUAGGAGUAACCUGCGCCCUUUUGGUCUUGCUGUACAUCAGCACGGUGUUCUGUUACUACAUGAAGAAGUGGCUGAAUCCUAACAAGCACAUCGCUUGAAGAGUGCUCUUCGAAUUAUCUAAUUAGCGUCAGAACAUUAUUAUUUUUAUAUUAUUAUUAUUCGAUAACGACUUAAGAGUAUACUCCAUUAUUUUUUUGUUCGUGGUGCUUUAACUGUAAUCGUAAAACGAAUCGCAACUUUUUUUUUGACCUUUCUAUCGAGUUACCGCCCGUGAAGGAGGGGAUCGGUAACUGGAUCAGAGAUGCCAGAAUAUAUGUUUUGGGGGUUGCCAACAAUCCCACAAACUUGAAGACUCAAUACUCCUGAUUAAACUUAAUGUUAUGUUUGUAAGUUUCUGGGGCGGUGGCAGUCUACAAAACACGGUGAUGGGUGCUUGAGCUCUUUUCUUGACGUUCUCGCUGUUACAAGAGGUUUUGAAAAUAAAAAAAUAUUGAUCUCGGUGAUUGCCGUUGUUGACGCUCACUAAAUUCGUAUUCAGAAUUCCAGUAUAACAGUUGAUAAAAAUACUUUUGUAACAGCGCGAAUUCGAAACAGGUAGCGUUAGCUAACUUUUAGUAUAAUAUUUAUUUAUUUUGUUUCAUGUAAAUAUUUGAAAUUAUUUAAUAAUUUUAGA
Nicrophorus vespilloides is the source of this 2658-nucleotide messenger RNA. RefSeq lists its product as uncharacterized. The record is from RefSeq and is a predicted model, not a curated record. Bases 293 to 2083 code for a protein of 596 amino acids. The transcript is spliced from 8 exons. Lineage: Eukaryota; Metazoa; Arthropoda; Insecta; Coleoptera; Silphidae.